Penicillium verhagenii is the source of this 1113-nucleotide messenger RNA. RefSeq lists its product as uncharacterized. Bases 1 to 1113 code for a protein of 370 amino acids. Gene Ontology annotation, molecular function: dioxygenase activity. Lineage: Eukaryota; Fungi; Ascomycota; Eurotiomycetes; Eurotiales; Aspergillaceae. The record is from RefSeq and is a predicted model, not a curated record. The transcript is spliced from 4 exons.
AUGGCAACUUUAACUCAACCACCAGCGUCAGUUCUGCAAGGUUCUGAUAUCCCCACCUAUCACCAGGUCCCGGAGACCUCUUAUGAUUUGGACUGGGCAGACCUCGCUACCUUGGAUUUGUCUCAAUUCGAUCAACCGGGCGGCAAGCAGCAGUUGGCAAAACAGCUUUUCGAUGCGAUUCAAAAUAUAGGCUUCUUCUAUAUCGUCAACUUUGGCCUCUCCCAGGAAGAUGUUGACCGCCAAUUCUCAAUUGGCAAAGAAUUUUUCAAUCUUCCGAUAGAGGAGAAGCUCAAGUAUCGCGCCGAGCUUGAGAAGGGUGGUUAUAAUGGCUACAAGCCAGCGGGUCUCCGGGAGAUCAGCCCCGGCGUAUUUGACAAGACCGAAAUCUUCAACAUCCCAAAGUUCAUCCCCGAACUCGAACGUCCACAACCAGAAAUUGUGAACAAUAAUCGCCCCAUAAUCGAGAGCUUCGCACGCCAGAUUCACGACGAGAUCGUGCGCAAACUCCUCACGCUCUUCGCCAUCAUCCUCGAGCUACCCGAGGACCACUUCCUCAAGGUACAUCGGUACGACGAGCUAAGCGACUGCCACCUGCGGUAUAUGAAGUACGGCCGUCGCUCCGAAGAAGAAAAUGAGAAAGCAGCGGGCAUCUGGUCGAAAGGCCAUACCGACUUUGGUAGCUUGACUCUCCUGUUCCGCCAACCGGUUGCUGCGCUGCAGGUUCGCACUCCGGAGGGGGAGUGGAAGUGGGUCAAGCCUCAUCCGGGAAGCAUUACGGUCAAUCUUGCCGAUUCGCUUCACUUCCUCACCAAUGGUUUUCUCAAGAGUAGUAUACACCGCGUUGUUGCACCGCCGCCAGAUCAGAGGGAUGUGGAUCGGUUGGGGGUCUUGUAUUUUGUUCGGCCUGAGGAUAGUCUUGAGCUGCGGCCUGUUGUGAGCGAAGUGUUGCACCGGUUGGGGUAUGAUCAGACGACUGAUAAUAGUGCUAUUGGAAUUACUGCUGGGGAGUGGGUGAAGGCUAGAGUGGCGAAGGGGGUUGAUAAAGGAUUGGCACGGAGUGAGAUUGGGGAUCAGCCAAUUAUUGGUGGUGUUGUAGCUAAAUACUAUGAUUGA